This is a messenger RNA of Moneuplotes crassus, 1696 nucleotides long. NCBI's taxonomy places the organism in Eukaryota, Ciliophora, Spirotrichea, Euplotida, Euplotidae. The record is from the annotation of a GenBank genome assembly.
AUGAUAUCUUCAACUACAGGUAAAGAUGAGAUGACCAAAGCUUUACAAGUCUUAAAGUCUCGAGUCGAUUGUGUCCAUGCACUUGGACUAGAAUUGUAUAUACUAUAUGGAGGAAAUUUAGCAAAAAGGAGCAAUCAAGUGUACACUUAUAAUCCCAAUACUAAUGCAUGGGCUCAACCCAAAGUCAGUGGAAAACCCCCUCCAGCCACUUUCUAUAAUUGUAUUUGGUACGAGGAGCCGCUCAUGUAUGUUAUGGGUGGAGAGACAGAGAAAAAGAAGACUAAUGACCUUUUCUGUCUGAAUACAGAGACUUGGACAUGGAGGAAAUUUUUCAUUUUUGAAUCACCCGCCCCAAGAUAUCAGCAUUCUAUUACCAGAGGAGAGAAGGAUAGCACAGCGAUAAUGUUCGGAGGUUUCUCUACCAAGAACCUUAAUGAUUUGUGGGAGCUUGACAUGACAAUGGUGAGUCAUACUGGGAAAGGGGAUCUUCCAGGAGCUGUCUGGAACUCACUUUCUCAGAAAGGCACCAUUCCACCAAAGAGGAGAGGACAUAAAAUUAUUAAAAUUCCUGCUAAAAAUCAAAUUGUCCUUUAUGGAGGAUAUACACUUGAAGAUGAAGAUAUAGAACAGAAAGAAGAUAAUGACCUCUACAUUUUAGAUUUAUUAAGUGUCACUUGGAGCAAACUUAAACUUGAUGGAGAGUAUCCUGAACCAAGAGCUCUCCAUUCAAUGACCUUCUUUACUCCACAAGAUCUUCUAAUAUUUGGUGGAGAGCAGAUAGAAUUUAAAGACUCUGAUGAAAAUUCGGUUAACUUUCUAAACGACGUAUACAUUAUUAAUUUACCAGAUAAAAAGCUCAAAAAGUUCACAAUCUCUUCUCAGCACCCAUGUCCGCUCUACGAGCAUGUAUGUAUCCUCAAGAGUGGGCCUUACAACCCUAAGACUCUAAUUUUCGGGGAGAUUUCUACUAAAUAUGUGAAAUCGUUCCCAGUCACUCUUUCCUACCACUGAAUCGAAGAAGAAGUCAAGCUUGGAAAGUCAAAUCAGGAAAAACUUGAGCGAGAGCGUAUCCAAAAUUUAAAAUCUGAGAACAUACAAGCUCUCGAGAAUAAACUCGGACUUAAUACAGAAAUCAUUGCAGAAUACAAACAGCAGAUUGAAGAUCGUGUUGCUCAUGAAGAGACCAAGCAAUCACCAACACUCAAAAUGGAGAAGAUGAAGCAAGACUUGGACGCCUUAUUCAACAAAUAAAAGCCAGAUCGAGAAAGACAUUCAGAAUAGAAACCAAAAGCUCAAGGCAAAGUUCGAGGAAAACAAAGCCAAGUUUGCACAUUUCCAGAAAUUAGUCAAGGAGAAACAAUCUCUCGCAGAGAUCUAUCAGAAGAAAGCUCAGGUUUUGGAACAGAAUUUUGGCAAAGCGGAGUUAUUUUUACUCAAAAUGUUAUCGAUAAAUGAAAGGUUAGAGGCUCUUAAUCCAGGAGACCGGAUAAGCAUCUUUGAUCAGUCGGAAUCACUCCCCAACCCGCCUAAUCUUGAGAGUUUAAAAAUACAGCACAAGAAGGCAUUAUUAGGAGUCAGAGAGUUCUACUCCUCUUUCAGCCCAAGUAUCGAAGAAGCUAAUUCCGAAAAUUCAGCAGUGUUAUCUAAGAUAGAGGAAUUACAUUCCAAAGUAGUAGGAGCUAAGUCUGGUCAAUAA